Gigantopelta aegis is the source of this 2019-nucleotide messenger RNA. Its product is annotated as deleted in malignant brain tumors 1 protein-like. The record is from RefSeq and is a predicted model, not a curated record. NCBI's taxonomy places the organism in Eukaryota, Metazoa, Mollusca, Gastropoda, Neomphalida, Peltospiridae. Gene Ontology annotation, cellular component: membrane. The transcript has 10 exons. The coding region runs from base 1 to 2019 and encodes 672 amino acids.
AUGUGUCCAACACAUGCACAAUGUUGUACUGAUGGAGGUAUACGUCUAGUUGGAGGAACAGAUGAAAAUGAGGGAAGAGUUGAAGUGUGUGUGCAAGGAACAUGGGGUACUGUAUGUGAUGAUUUAUGGGGAUAUCCUGAUGCUCAAGUUGCUUGUAAACAACUAGGUCUCCCUUACACUGGUAUAUUUAUACUUACUAUUAGUACUAUCAUAUAUAAUUCCUUUAAUAUAGGUGCUGUGGCAUAUGGCAGUGCUCACUUUGGUCAAGGCACUGGUCCUAUUUUACUAGACAAUGUUCAAUGUACAGGUGAUGAAGACUCUCUAUUCAACUGUACUUAUCUAUCAAACCAUAACUGUAUUCAUUUUGAGGAUGCUGGUGUGAUGUGUCAGAGUGCUAGUUGUAACAGCACUGAUGUUCGUUUAGUUAAUGGUCUUGUAGAGAGUGAAGGUAGAGUGGAAGUAUGUCUAAAUGGUGUCUGGGGAACUGUAUGUGAUGAUUUCUGGAAUACUAAUGAUGCCAUAGUUGUCUGCAGACAACUAGGAUAUCCAACUACUAAUUCCACAUCAAUUGGUAAUGCAUAUUUUGGACCUGGUACUGGUGCUAUUAACAUGGACAAUGUCUUCUGUAGUGGAACAGAGAAUGCAUUAACUGAUUGUAGUUACAGUGCCACACAUAACUGUGUCCAUCGAGAAGAUGCUAGUGUUGUAUGUAUUCAAAGACCAGGAGCUGUUGCUCACAGUAGUGCAACAUUUGGUCAAGGUAUUGGUGAGAUCUACUUGGACAACGUACAGUGUACAGGAUCCGAAUCCAGUUUGUUAGCCUGUAGUUAUGUCUCCAUUGAUAACUGUGGUCAUUCUGAGGAUGCUGGUGUCCAAUGUAAUGGACCAGGAAGUGCUGUUGCUUAUUCAUUUGCUUUCUAUGGUCAAGGUAGUGGACCCAUAGUAAUGGACAAUCUACAAUGUGGUGGUAGUGAAUCUGCCUUAACUGAUUGUCCUUAUGAUCCUGAUACAAGUGACUGUACUCAUUUUGAAGAUGCUGGAGUCAUGUGUGCACCUAGUCAAUCUGCUAUUGCUCGCACUAAUGCUUACUUUGGACAAGGCACUGGACUCAUUAACAUGGACAACGUCCAAUGUACUGGAAAUGAAGAUUACCUCAUUAACUGUACCUACAUUUCUGAUCACAACUGCGGUCAUUUUGAAGAUGCUGGUGUGACAUGUGGAGUUACUCCUCAAUGUAAUAACAGUGACAUUCGUCUAGUUGGUGGAAAUAAUGAAAUGGAAGGACGAGUUGAAGUUUGUGUUGGAGGCACUUGGGGUACAGUGUGUGAUGAUUUCUGGGGAUAUCCUGAUGCUCAAGUUGCUUAUUCCACAUCAAUUGGUAAUGCAUAUUUUGGACCUGGUACUGGUGCUAUUAACAUGGACAAUGUCUUCUGUAGUGGAACAGAGAAUGCAUUAACUGAUUGUAGUUACAGUGCCACACAUAACUGUGUCCAUCGAGAAGAUGCUAGUGUUGUAUGUAUACAAAGACCAGGAGCUGUUGCUCACAGUAGUGCAACUUUUGGUCAAGGUAUUGGUGAGAUCUACUUGGACAACGUACAGUGUACAGGAUCCGAAUCCAGUUUGUUAGCCUGUAGUUAUGUCUCCAUUGAUAACUGUGGUCAUUCUGAGGAUGCUGGUGUCCAAUGUAAUGGACCAGGAAGUGCUGUUGCUUAUUCAUCAGCUUUCUAUGGUCAAGGUAGUGGACCAAUAAACAUGGAUGAUCUACGAUGUGGUGGUAGUGAGUUUGCCUUAACUGACUGUCCAUAUGAUUCUGAUACAAGUGACUGUACUCAUUUUGAAGAUGCUGGAGUCAUGUGUGCACCUAGUCAAUCUGCUAUUGCUCGCACUAAUGCUUACUUUGGACAAGGCACUGGACUCAUUAACAUGGACAACGUCCAAUGUACUGGAAAUGAAGAUUACCUCAUUAACUGUACCUACAUUUCUGAUCACAACUGCGGUCAUUUGAAGAUGCUGGUGUGA